UUCUGCUGCACACCUGCUGCAGUCUCUUUGCUUGCUGCCCACAUUGAUACACACGCUCGGAUCAUGGAAAAUUUAGUCUUUUUUUUACAAUCAUUCAUCCCCAUCAUGGACUAAUUAUAUUUCUUGAAAGGUUACAAUGGAGUCCUUACCCGUGCACACCUGUGAUCAGACAGAAGCUGGAGCAGGCCUGCCGAAGGAGGCAAAUCCAAGCAACACUGACCCUCAUGAGCAAGAUCUGUUCCACGAGGAUGCACAAGGCUCUCAGCAGUCCAGUCAACCAUGGUGGAGAAUCAAACUCUUUGUUUGGGAGCCGGUUCUUUUUGGUACCUGGGAUGGUGUCUUCACCACGUGCAUGAUUAACAUCUUUGGUGUUGUUUUGUUCCUGCGUACUGGCUACUUAGUGGGCAACACAGGUGUGCUGCUCGGGAUGCUCCUGGUCUCCAUGGUGGUUCUGUUUGCUUUGGUGACAGUCAUGUCUGGGAUUGGUGUGUGUGAGUACUGCGGAGUGGGAAGUGGAGGUGUGUACUCCAUGAUCUCCACGGUCCUUGGGGGCAGGGUGGGGGGCACCAUGGGCCUUCUCUAUGUGUUUGGACAGUGCGUCGCCGGCGCCAUGUACAUCACUGGUUUUUCGGAGUCGGUGGCACAGCUGCUGGCUCUUCAGAGCCAGUGGGCGGUGCGAGGAAUGUCAGCUGCUGUACUGCUCGCCCUGCUUGGAAUCAACCUGGCAGGUGUCAAGUGGAUUGUGCGACUCCAACUGCUGUUACUGACGGUGCUGGCUGUCUCAACACUGGACUUUGUCGUUGGUACUUUCACGCACCUUGACCCAGAGCAUGGUUUCAUUGGUUAUUCUGUUGGUCUGCUCAGCCACAACUUGCUGCCCGAUUAUAGCCCGGGAGAACAUUUCUUUACAAUCUUCGGGGUCUUCUUCCCUGCUGCUACAGGUGUUAUGUCAGGCUUCAACAUGAGCGCAGACCUGCAGCGGGCCGAACACAAUAUCCCUUUGGGAACGCUGGCAGCAGUUUUCACCUCGUGGUUCCUGUAUCUGGUCUUCGUCUUCCUCCUCGGUGCCAUAUGUACUAGAGAUGCUCUGCGCUUCGAUUUCUUAAUAGCAGAAAAGGUCUCCUUGGUGGGUUUCCUGUUUCUGCUGGGCCUCUACGUCUCCUCCCUGGCUUCCUGCAUGGGCGGCUUGUAUGGAGCGCCCAGGAUCCUGCAGUGCAUCGCCCAAGAAAAGGUCAUCCCUGCGCUGGCCUUUCUGGGAACGGGGAAAGGCCCAAACAAGACUCCCGUGGCAGCUAUCUGCCUGACCAGCCUGCUGAGCAUGGCCUUCGUUUUCAUCGGCCAGGUCAACGUGCUGGCACCCAUCGUCACCAUCAACUUCAUGCUCACCUACAGCUUCAUUGAUUACUCCUACUUCUGCGUCUUCAUGACCUUCCAGUUGAAGAAUCAAGACAAAAGCAGCCAACGGAGAUUCACCAGACAGAUGUCCGAGCCUUUGAUUGACACCGCGGCGACUGGUUAUGGUAGUGGAGAGGGAAGUCCACAAAGGAAGGACACUUUGAUGGAGUUCACCAAGGACAUGGAUCGGAUCUUUCCCUCGGCCUUUGAUGGAGUUGCUGGAGCUGAGAAAAUCUCACAGGGCGGGAACAAGAGCAAGGAGGCCAAGCAGAAGCUGAUGGACAGUUUUGCCUUGGACCCGCAGCGCAAUGUCUUUGCGAAUAAACAAGUUCAGCCACCUGAGGUGGAGAAAGCAGGAACCCGUCUUGGUGAACAUCCAUCGUCCGGCCAAAAUCAUAUAGCCACUGGAGAAAAAUCAGAGCAGCACAAUUUAGAAAUCAAACCCAAGCCUGACUCAAUCUACGCCAAGUUUAGUAGCCACUGGAUGGCUCUUCUUGGUGCUUUGAGCUCCCUGUUGAUCAUGUUUAUUAUUCAUUGGCUUUAUGCACUAGCAAACAUAGGCGUUGCACUGCUGCUUUUCUUCUACAUCGGCAAAACCAGCCCAGGACUACACAGAGGUGUUGCAGUUCGAUUCAGUUUUCCUGCGUGGCUCAAAUCAACAUUCAACAGGAUUUGCAGGAGGACGGCGUCUCCCAGAGAUGAAAUUGUAGUGACACCAUCUCUGUCAGGGGUCGGUAUUAGAACUAAGCAGCUGACGGAGGAAAAUGCCGACUUUGCGUCUCGCAGCCGCUAUCACCAGUCCUCGUUCAUCAAGAGGGAAGUGAUGUUGCAACCGCCUCAUGGGUAACUUAAGCACAACCUCAGUUGUUGGAACUUAACUAGUUAUUAUUGCAAACAGUGCAUGUGAGUUCAUGCGUGUGUGUAAGCGAGAGGGCAAAUCUUUGACUCCUUUUCUAUUCAAUGAAGUUGAAUCAAACAAAAAGACAAUUUUGUCCUCAUGUGCAGUAGAACAUCAAAUAAGAUUGUACCGUCACUGUUCAACUUGUUUACAGCACUAUGUGUUCGAAACGAAUUAAAAGGUUAUACUCCAA
This is a messenger RNA of Syngnathus acus (greater pipefish), 2486 nucleotides long. RefSeq names its product solute carrier family 12 member 8 (gene slc12a8). The record is from RefSeq and is a predicted model, not a curated record. Gene Ontology annotation, molecular function: potassium:chloride symporter activity. Gene Ontology annotation, biological process: potassium ion import across plasma membrane; cell volume homeostasis; potassium ion homeostasis. The coding region runs from base 137 to 2242 and encodes 701 amino acids. Lineage: Eukaryota; Metazoa; Chordata; Actinopteri; Syngnathiformes; Syngnathidae. Gene Ontology annotation, cellular component: membrane. The transcript is spliced from 14 exons.